UUCUUGACAAAGCGCAAUGACGUUCGACUGAGGACGGUGGUUUUCGUCCGUGCGGGUCGCGAAGUCUGGCGAUUUUGUGAGAAUAUUAUUUAUUUCCGAGUAUACCGGUGUCUCGGGCUCCGCGAGUCGCGAUGGCGGACGAGGAGAAUAACUGUGACGAUGGUGGUGGUGAAAUGAAGGUGGAUCAGGCGCUCCGCUUGCGAGGCCGGAAGGGUGCCCUCAAGAAGAAGAAUGUUUACUUCGUGAAGGACCACAAGUUCAUGCCGAGGUUCUUCAAGCAGCCGACGUUCUGUUCCCACUGCAAGGAUUUCAUAUGAAUUCCCUGAAGUUGUUCCUGUGUAUCCCAGAAUCCCAGGAGUUGACUUACUUUGUCAGAAUUUUCUCUAAAUUUUCUAAUUUCUGAGAAUGAGUGAAAAACGAAAAACAGC
Molecule: messenger RNA, 428 nt
Organism: Ostrinia furnacalis (Asian corn borer)
Lineage: Eukaryota; Metazoa; Arthropoda; Insecta; Lepidoptera; Crambidae
Product: protein kinase C, brain isozyme-like
Exons: 2
Coding region: 132-317 (61 amino acids)
Source: RefSeq, a predicted model, not a curated record